Molecule: messenger RNA, 2883 nt
Organism: Anolis sagrei ordinatus
Lineage: Eukaryota; Metazoa; Chordata; Lepidosauria; Squamata; Anolidae
Source: RefSeq, a predicted model, not a curated record
CUCUCUGUGUAUCUGCCUCAGGGACGAGGUGUGGGCUGGAGCCAUGCCCUCCUACUCGGUGACGGUGGCGACGGGCAGCCAGUGGUUCGCGGGCACGGACGACUACAUCUACCUGAGCCUGGUGGGCUCUGCCCGGACCAGCGAGCGGCACCUGCUCGACAAGCCCUUCUACAACGACUUCGAGCGCAGCGCCAUUGAUACCUAUGAUGUGUCAGUGGCAGAAGAACUAGGGGACAUCCAGUUGAUAAAAAUUGAGAAACGGAAGUACUGGUUUCCUGAUGACUGGUAUCUUAAGUAUAUCACUGUGAAAACGCCGAAUGGUGACUACCUGGAGUUCCCAUGUUAUAGAUGGAUUACAGAUGAAAAAGAAGUGGUGCUCCGGGAUGGACAAGCUAAGCUUUUUGGAGAUGACAAGACUCAUAUUCUUAAAAACCACAGACGCAAAGAACUGGAAGAACGCCAGAAAUUGUAUCGGUGGGCAGAAUGGCACCCGGGUUUUCCACUAAACAUAGAUGCCAAAUCUCACAAGGAGUUGCCUCGCAACAUUCAAUUUGACAGUGAAAAAGGAGUGGACUUUAUUUUGAAUUACACCAAGGCAAUGGAAAAUCUCUGUGUUAAUCGUUUCAUGCAUAUGUUCCAAUCUUCCUGGAGCGAUUUUGCAGAUUUUGAGAAGAUCUUUGUCAGAAUAAGCAAUACAAUUUCUGAGUAUGUGAUGCAGCAUUGGCAAGAAGAUUUCAUGUUUGGAUACCAGUUCCUAAAUGGAUGCAACCCUGUAUUGAUCAGAAAGUGUUCAGAAUUACCAAAGAAAUUCCCAGUGACUACGGAAAUGGUAGAAUGCAGUUUGGAGAGAAAUCUUACUCUGGAAGAGGAAAUGAAGCAGGGGAACAUUUUCAUAGUAGAUUAUGAACUUCUGGAUGGUGUUGAAGUCAACAAGACAGAUCCCUGCACAGUGCAGUAUUUAGCUGCUCCCAUCUGCUUACUAUAUAGGAAUUUGGAGAAGAAGAUUGUUCCUAUUGCAAUUCAGAUCAACCAAGAGCCAAAUCCAGAGAAUCCUAUUUUCCUCCCAUCUGAUGCCAAGUAUGACUGGUUAUUGGCAAAGAUCUGGGUUCGAUCUUCUGAUUUUCACAUCCAUCAGACAGUCACUCAUCUCCUCAGGACUCACUUAGUUUCAGAAGUGUUUGCUGUGGCCGUGUUUCGACAGCUGCCUGCGGUCCAUCCUCUUUUUAAGCUCCUCAUACCCCAUGUGCGAUUUACAAUAGCUAUCAACACCAAAGCCCGCGAGCAGCUUAUUUGUGAAUAUGGCCUUUUUGAUAAGGCAAAUGCCACUGGAGGAGGCGGUCAUGUUGAAAUGGUUCAGCGAGCAAUGAAUUACCUCACCUACAGCUCCCUCUGCUUUCCCGAAGAAAUCAAGGCACGACAAAUGGAAAGUUAUGAAGACAUUCCAUACUACUACUAUCGAGAUGAUGGUAUCAAAGUGUGGGAUGCAAUAAAGAGCUUUGUGACAGAUGUUGUCGACAUCUAUUAUAAGACUGAUGAGAUGGUGUGUGAAGAUGUGGAGCUCCAGGCCUUUGUGAAGGACAUUUAUGUCUAUGGGAUGAGAGGCAAUAAGUCUUCAGGAUUUCCUAAGACGAUCAAGACACGUGAGAAGCUGUCAGAGUAUCUUACAGUAGUGGUAUUCACAACAUCAGCACAACAUGCAGCUGUAAAUUUUGGUCAGUAUGACUGGUGUUCCUGGAUCCCCAAUGCCCCUCCAACGAUGCGCUGCCCACCACCUACAGAAAAGGGGAGUGCUACCAUAGAAUAUAUCAUUGCAAGUUUACCAGACCGGGGUCGCUCUUGCUGGCAUCUUGGUGCUGUCUGGGCCUUGAGUCAAUUUCAGGAAAAUGAAGUGUUUCUGGGAAUGUAUCCAGAUGAGCACUUUAUAGAGAAGCCAGUGAAAGAAGCCAUGAAGAAAUUCCGGAAGAAUCUUGAUGACAUUACCAGCGACAUCUCUGAGCGGAACAGGAACAAAAAACUCCCCUACUACUACCUUUCCCCAGAUCAGAUUCCUAAUAGCGUGGCAGUCUGAUGUUAAGACCUGCAAAGACAGAAAGUGGCAGUGAGCUGGCAUAAUGUUCUAUAUAUGACAAAUUAUAUAUGACAGAUUAGCUGGAUUUAGAGCAACUUGGAGCUUAAUCUGUAUCGAGUCCUAUUACAGCCUUAGUUUUUAUUACUUAUGCAUCUGCUGAUAUAAGUACUUCCUUCUGCAUUAUUCAAUGAAAACGGUGUAGAACGAAGACAGGAUCAGCUGUGGCCUUCCAGAUGUUUCUGGACUUCAACUUCCAUAAUCCCUCCUUAGUUGCUGAAAUUGCUAGGGCUGAUGGGAGCUGCAAGCCAACAAUAGUUACAGGGCCAACAUUUUGGGCUCUUCUUAAUUUCUUUGUACCUUAAAAUAUGUUUUGUAACUAGGGAGAGUCUUUCCUGAAUGGCCUUUUCUUACAUACUUCUGUUGGAAGGAUAUUUAAAACAGAAAGAAAGAGAAAUUCAAUACUCUCUCCGAUUGUUUGUGAUUAUGAUUGUUACAGGGAAUGUGUGCAAGCUUCCAGCACACUUUAAAAUUACCCAGAAGAUAUUUGGAAGCCACAGAAAGGACACUGAACAAUGUUUUUGUAAAAGGAGAAGUGGCAAAGUUUGACAAGUUUGCUUCCUCCCCAAGCUUUUCCUUCUCUCUUCCGCCAGACAUUAAAAAUAGACUAAUGGGCAGGAUAUAGAUGAGCCAUAUUUUGACUAAAACGUGUAGAAAGGGCUUCAAACUGUGAUGCUCCCUUAGAUUAAGAUUUUUAAACCCUUAGACACUCAGACAUUCAGUGUAGCUUCAGCAAGCAGGUGCAAUUACACUAGGGU